Theileria parva strain Muguga is the source of this 712-nucleotide messenger RNA. RefSeq names its product Core histone H2A/H2B/H3/H4 family protein (gene H2B2). The transcript is spliced from 2 exons. Lineage: Eukaryota; Apicomplexa; Aconoidasida; Piroplasmida; Theileriidae. Bases 309 to 680 code for a protein of 123 amino acids. Gene Ontology annotation, molecular function: protein heterodimerization activity; structural constituent of chromatin; DNA binding. Gene Ontology annotation, biological process: nucleosome assembly. The record is from RefSeq and is a predicted model, not a curated record. Gene Ontology annotation, cellular component: nucleosome.
UGUAUAUGACAGCGGCGGAGUAGGAUGUUGUGAUGUGGAUGAGUUCUGACGAGGUGUGUGAAGGUACUAAAAAAGUCAAAGGGCAGUAAUGAGAAGAGAGUUGUGGAUAGAGUGGUGUAGCGUCUUUUUACACACCGUAGAGUAGUGGCGUGUAAGCUAGCCCCAUGAAGUGUAAGAUGUGAUUUGAAAGUUAUAUAAUUCAGAAAUAUUUUUUUACUGAUCCGCCUCUAAUCUUCUUUUUUUAUCUGUUUAGUAAUUAUCAGCAAAUUAAUUACCCGCGCACGUACUUUUAGAUCUCGAAUAUCAUUAUGUCUGGAAAAGUACCCUCAUCAAAAUCCCACGCGGCUAAGAAAACCGCUGGAAAAACCCUUGGAGUAAGAUACCGCAGGAAGAAGCGUGUUGAGUCUUUUUCACUUUACAUAUACAAGGUGUUGAAGCAGGUGCACCCGGAAACUGGUGUGAGUAAGAAGAGCAUGAGCAUCAUGAACUCCUUCAUCAACGACGUCUUCGACCGUCUCGCUCUCGAGGCCACCAGGCUCAUCAGGUACAACAAGAAGAGCACUCUCAGCUCUCGCGAAGUCCAAACUGCCGUCAGACUCCUCCUACCCGGCGAACUCUCAAAACACGCCGUCUCCGAAGGCACCAAAGCCGUCACUAAAUACACCACCUCCGGAGUCUAAUUUAAUCUUUAAUAUUGAUUAAUACUCUCCUC